Messenger RNA from Arabidopsis thaliana (thale cress), 2017 nucleotides. RefSeq names its product response regulator 4 (gene ARR4). Gene Ontology annotation, cellular component: nucleus. Lineage: Eukaryota; Viridiplantae; Streptophyta; Magnoliopsida; Brassicales; Brassicaceae. Gene Ontology annotation, biological process: phosphorelay signal transduction system; cytokinin-activated signaling pathway; regulation of DNA-templated transcription. The transcript is spliced from 5 exons. Bases 602 to 1381 code for a protein of 259 amino acids. The record is from RefSeq and is marked reviewed.
AAUGGUGUAUGACCAAAAUUAGCUUCUUUAAUCUUCUGGUUUAUUAUUCUUAACAGUGAGUGAUUCCAUUUUCAGUUUUUUUUUUCCAAUCACACUAAUGAGUAAUGACGAGAUUUUGACUAAGAAGUUGUAUAUAUCUCACGAUGGUAUAUUUUUAUUUUUUGGAUUCCUUUGUACGGAUUUCUUCUCCUCUAUUAUUUAUUCGAUUUUAGGAAUAUUAUUUUCUCUAUGAUAUUCGCAUAGGCCCUCCACCGGAUUUUCCAUAAAAUCUCUAUUUAUUAAUACUAUUGUUUUCAAAGAUAAAAGUUCAAUUUUUUCAACCCUAAAAGCACGGCACAUAAAAAUAUAUAAUUUUCACAUUAAUAGGAACCAAAGAUUUUGUUGGAUUUUCCUCGCUGGAGAUUUUUCAAAAUAAAAAUUGAAAAAACCAAAAAGACACACUCAUAAAAGAUUUAUUUUAGAGAACAAAAAAAUCAGAAAUAUAAAAAACUGUCUUAAGGAAGAGAAAGGAACAAAAGAAAACAGAUGUGAGCUCUUCUUCUUCGUCUUCUUCUCUCUAUUUUAUUCUCAUCCUCUCCUCACAGUUACUAUAAGCUCGUCUAUGGCCAGAGACGGUGGUGUUUCUUGUUUACGAAGGUCGGAGAUGAUGAGCGUCGGUGGUAUCGGAGGAAUUGAAUCUGCGCCGUUGGAUUUAGAUGAAGUUCAUGUCUUAGCCGUUGAUGACAGUCUCGUUGAUCGUAUUGUCAUCGAGAGAUUGCUUCGUAUUACUUCCUGCAAAGUUACGGCGGUAGAUAGUGGAUGGCGUGCUCUGGAAUUUCUAGGGUUAGAUAAUGAGAAAGCUUCUGCUGAAUUCGAUAGAUUGAAAGUUGAUUUGAUCAUCACUGAUUACUGUAUGCCUGGAAUGACUGGUUAUGAGCUUCUCAAGAAGAUUAAGGAAUCGUCCAAUUUCAGAGAAGUUCCGGUUGUAAUCAUGUCGUCGGAGAAUGUAUUGACCAGAAUCGACAGAUGCCUUGAGGAAGGUGCUCAAGAUUUCUUAUUGAAACCGGUGAAACUCGCCGACGUGAAACGUCUGAGAAGUCAUUUAACUAAAGACGUUAAACUUUCCAACGGAAACAAACGGAAGCUUCCGGAAGAUUCUAGUUCCGUUAACUCUUCGCUUCCUCCACCGUCACCUCCGUUGACUAUCUCGCCUGAAUCGUCGCCGCCGUUGACUGUUUCGACUGAAUCGUCGGAUUCGUCUCCGCCGUUAUCUCCGGUGGAGAUCUUUUCCACCUCGCCACUUUCAUCUCCGAUAGACGAUGAAGAUGAUGACGUGUUGACGUCGUCGUCGGAGGAAUCGCCGAUUCGACGGCAGAAGAUGAGGAGUCCCGGAUUAGAUUAGUGGAACUAUUCUGGGAUGCCGUGUAAUAUUAUCUAUCUCCGUUAACUUCGUUUUUACCUCUGACGGUGUUUUUAAUUGCACGUUGACUUGACGCCGUCAAAUUUUAUAGAUGUCCCUUUAAUCUCUCGCGCCUCCACGUGGGCCUUUUUUCCUUUUCCUUAAAGCUUUUCGAAUAUCUUUUAAUUAUUUUAAUUUCUGCACAAAGUUACGUUUUUAACUUUUUUAGUCUUUAAACAAAGGGAAAAUUGCAAUCGAACCUUCGACAUUCACCAUUUAUUAUGAUAACGAGACUUGAAUAUGCGUUUUUUUCUUAUGUAUUGGGUCCUAAAUAAGUCAAUAUCAUAGACAUAUGGGGUUUUAUAAUCAGAAAGUUAGCUAGAUCUGACAAUUCAAGAAUCAGAGAGCUAAGGUUUUUUUUUCCAGAUACAAAUCAACUAGUAACAUUUGAAUCCACUAUAGUCAUUAAACAGUUCCAUAAAUAUAUAUCAGUUUUAUGACCCAAAAUACUCCUAUUAAUGACUAUAAGCCGAUGCUCUAAUUUUUUUGGCUAAAUUAUAAAUAUUUCAUAGAUAAUGAAAACAAUUUAGGUUACAAACAUAAAAUUUGAAACUUAUACAUAUGAAUUUAUAGUAAAAA